This is a messenger RNA of Meira miltonrushii, 1943 nucleotides long. RefSeq lists its product as uncharacterized. NCBI's taxonomy places the organism in Eukaryota, Fungi, Basidiomycota, Exobasidiomycetes, Exobasidiales, Brachybasidiaceae. The record is from RefSeq and is a predicted model, not a curated record. The transcript has a single exon. The coding region runs from base 1 to 1893 and encodes 630 amino acids.
AUGUUGCCAAGUCUAUUUCGUCAAGUAGGCACAAAAGGCUGUCAAGCUGUUGUACUUCAAGGUGAAUACAAUAUAGAAUUAUGGGAUGACGUUUUGCGAAAAUGCAUUCUAGCCGAAGAUCCGAGUGGACUAUUACGAGCCGUUUUAUUGGAUGAAGCAAUGCCAGAACAACAUAAACGUCUCCAAAGAAGUGAUCAUAGAUGGCAAAAAGCAAAUUUGGAUUGUGUAGUAUUUUUACAAGCUACUCUUUCUACGCAAUGCCUUUAUGUGGUCAUUGGAAUGGAAGAUGCUUCAAUGAUGUACAAAAGGCUCUUGCAUAGAUAUAGCGUAGAUGUAUCGAAUCAUUCAGCGGACCUGAUGCUCUCUUUGCUUAAUAUCCGACAACAAGACAAACAGGACAUACAAACUUAUUUGGCAAAUAUUGAUAAACAAUUUGCUGUUUGCAGAUUCCAUGAUGUCGUUCCGGCAGUAGAGGAACGGAUGAAAAGUUUGAUCGAUGGUCUUUCGCCUACGUACAGCACGUACCGUGAUGCCUUAAAGCAACAAAUGCAUAUCCAAGUGGAAUUGGUCAAGAAUGGGAAACUUAGGGCAGGAGAAGCAUAUGAGCAUAUCGUGAAAUGCAUCCUAAUGCUUCAUCAAAGGAAGAGAUUUGAUAUUUUGGUAAAGAACGAAUCCGUCAAUCUACCCAAAGCACCAAAAGAAGAUCAAAAGUGGUGGCAAUCUGCUUCUACUUUGAUGCCUAUCACAAAACCUUUGGUCAAAGAAGAAGAUAAGACAUUUGUGAGGCCUUAUCCGCCGCCUGCACCACCCGUGAUCGUGAAUUGUUUAUUGGAAGAUGGUGAUGGAACGAAAGGGGUCAAGGAAGUAGAGAAAUCUAUGGCAGAGAGAGAGCUUGACUCUAAAGUAUUCAAGGAUGGCAUGGACCGGAUGAUGGAAUUAUUAGAGACAAAAAUCUUCAAUCUUAGGCAGUUGAAGUACGAGGAGCUAAGUAAGGAUAUCUUGAUAGCGCUAAGAAAGGAAUUCACAAAGCAAGGAGAUUCUAGUGACGUAGAACAAAAAAGCGUUGACACUGACAAAGCCGAAGCCGUAGAGUUGAAAGAGCAGGAAGAAGUUGAGAUUGCGAGAAAUGAAGAGGACACAAAAGCAGAAUUAGACCCAGAGACUGCAGAUCAACCACAAUCUCAACAACAAUCGGAACCAUCAAUUGAGGCCAAAGAGCCAUUCAGCGUAGAUAUCGAAAAUAUCAACCUUUCCAGCAAAGACAUUAUGCCGAAUAAUGCUGAAGUGGAGCAAAUUGAUGGAAAUGAGGAUAAAGAAUCGAGCAUUUCGAAAACGGUCGAGCGGGUCGAGUCGAAAGAAACUUUUGAUAGUGAAGAAUCCAUAAUAACUCAAGUCGAUGAAACGCCUUCGAACGAUACACUAGCUGAUCAUGGUAGUCAUCGUACAACAAACAGAGCUACUCAAGGCGUCAAAGAGGUUGUUGAUCUGGCUACUAAUAUGGCAGAAGAAUUCAAAUCACAGGAUGAAAAAAUCGACAGCACCGAAUGCGAAAAUGGGCAUACAAUAAUUCCUGCAGAGAAGGAGGGAUCGAUGUUCAAACACCCAGACAAUCAGAUUGACCAACUUUCACUGGAUCGCGAAAAGACCACAAGUAACGAUCAAUGGCAGAAUAUUGAUGGUUUCAAGGCCCAUAGUGAUCCUCUAAGCGACGAAGAACUAGUAGAACAGCUUAUGGGUAAGAUGAAGGCUCAUCAAGAGAAUGAGAAGGACGAAUUAGUCGAAGUAAAGCCUGUUCCCAAAGAGAAUGGAGUUACACACCCUUACGAAAGCAAGGAUACCAGAGAUACCAAAGAGAUAGAAAAUUAUCUACUUCAAACCGGGGUCACGGAGUAGAACAUAAUGCCUACUUCUCAAAGCUCAGGGACUACAACUUUCAUUCGAAA